Pogona vitticeps (central bearded dragon) is the source of this 1812-nucleotide messenger RNA. NCBI's taxonomy places the organism in Eukaryota, Metazoa, Chordata, Lepidosauria, Squamata, Agamidae. The record is from RefSeq and is a predicted model, not a curated record.
UGCCCAGCAGACCAGACACUUUCUGCGGGCUUUCCGGGACCGAGGCUCGGGGGACGCACUUCUGCUUUCCAUCGCCGGCUCAAUCGGAGGCUUCUGGACGGGACGUGCUGCACCUGGUGAACCUCCGCCCCCCGGGCGCCUUCUCCUCUUUCGCCUGCUGGUCCUGAGCGUGUCCUCCCAGGGCCAGGAUGUCCCAGGAGGGGGUGACCUACGCCGACCUGCGGUUCGUGAGGAGCCCUCCGGAGAAGAGCAGCCCCCCGAGAGAGCCCGGGGGCGGCGGCGGCGGCGAGGGCGACGGGGAGCUGACCUACGAGAACGUCGAGGGCCCCCAACUCCGCCGAGGAGAGAAGCGGUUGGAGGAGGAGGAGGCGGCGGCGAGGAGGAGCAGCAGCUCCGGGCGGGCGCCGAGGUUGGGCCCUUGGACCUGGCCCCUGGCCCUGACCCUGAUGGGUGCCUGCCUCUUCCUCCUGGCUAGCACCAUAGGAGUUGGGAUCCGAUACUGGCAGGUUUCACAGCAGCUCCAGCAGGCCUCCCACGACCGAGCGGCAGAGAGGGAGAUCCUGGCACAGAAGAUCCGCGCCAAGGAGCACCAGCUGGAGGAGGCCACGGGGGAACUCAGCUCCCACAGGCUGACCCUUCAGGGCUGUGAGGCGUCUGGAAACAGGAUGCAGGCGCGGCUGCAGGAGCUGGAGCAGGCGCUGAGCGGAGCCAACGACAGCCUGGCUCUCCUGCGGGAGGAGAAGAGCCGAUCGGAAGAGGAGUUGCUCCAGGCCAGAUCCUGCCAGCAGGCGGGCUGUUGUCCCGUUGGAUGGAAGCUCUUCCGGUGGAAGUGCCUGUGGAUUUCGUGGGACUGGAAGAGCUGGGAAGACAGCAAGAAAGACUGUGAAAGGAAGGAAUCUCAGCUGCUGAUUCUGAAAAAACCCUGGGAUGCUGGAGAAAUGUGGGAUGCGGUGGUAAGAAAAAGUGGCAAGCGCUCUCUGCAAUCUGAUGGAGCCUGGAUUGGGCUUCGGAAAACAUCCCGGCAGCCUUUGUUUUGGGUUGAUGGCUCUCCCUAUGAAGGGACUAAACAACUACCCAGUUAUUAUAACGGCUAUUGUGUAAAAAUUAGAGACCGGGAUCUGAGUUUUGGUGGCUGUUCUGCAACCCUUCAAUAUAUCUGUGAGAAGGCAGCCAGCCCUGGACUCCCAGCGCAGGUGCCUAGUCCAUAAACACCAAGGCCUGAGGUGUCUGGCUUCAGUGGCUCGGAGGGCUGAUUCUGCACAACACCACCUUGGACCCUCCCUUGCCAUCUGCCUCUUUCCUUGCCCACAACCAGGUCUGGAGGCCAUGAGCCGGAGGUGGUGGUGGAGGGGGGGCACCUGUCCUUCCUUUUCCUACGACACCAUUUGCAUCCCCUCCCCGAGACGCCCUGCGCCCACCUCCAUGGAGCACCUCCUGGCCCCUGCAAACAGCAAGAGGGCUCCCCGCAGAGCUGAAGCUGGGACCCUGUUGAGCAAGGACGGCCAUGGGGCAGGGUGUCCAGAAGCAGCUCAUUUUGCACCAGAGAAACCUCAGCGCUUGGCGUUUCAGCGUGAGCUUCGCCAACUCUGUGUUGCUGCUUGGGGAAGGAUCCCUGCCCUCCCCCCCCCGCCACGGCCCCUCUGGACUGUUCCAAUAACGACUGCAGGAUGCCUUCAGGGGAGCGAGAGACCAAGUCCUGCGAUGGGAAGACAUUCAUCUGCAGGGCCUCCUGUGCUGAGAUUUCGAUCCAAAUAUGUAUUAAAUAUAAAUGUUGUAUACGUAGUUGGAAGUAAAACGGCUGAUUGAACCCGA